AUGGUGUUGAAAGAUUUGCGACUGAAAUUAAAAGUUUUGGCUAACGCGAUAUUUGGACUAGUAACGAUCGUCAAGUACGGUUAUGUGCUGCUGUAUAAGAAUAAAGUAAGGAAUUGCAUGAUGAUAAUCGACGAAGAUUGGCAAAACGUCGUUAGCCCUAGUGAUCGUAAUUUUAUGAUUGACAGAGUCAGAUUUGGCAAACGUUUGAUGGUGAUAUGCGCUAUGUUUGUAUACAUGAGUGGCGUGGGUGUUCGAAUGAUUAUGCCACUGACAGCGGGAAAAAUCGUCACAUCCCAGAAUAUCACAAUUAGACCACUGCCAAGCGCAGCUUAUUUCGUUAUGUUUGACGUGCAACGCAGUCCCGCUUAUGAAAUCGAAUGGGAAGAUCACAAUAUUGUACGUCUGUGCACGUAUAGUAUUGGAUUAAUGAUGUUAUGUUUCAACAUAUUUAUCUACUGCUACAUGGGCGAGCAAGUCGUCAUACAGGGAGAUAAAGUAGCAUUAACAGCGUGUACAUUGAAUUGGUACCGUUUGCCGACUUUAAAGGCACGUGCAUUGAUUUUAAUCAUAUCUAUUUCGGACAUUCCGAUAAAACUUAGUGCAGGAAAAUUUAUCGAUCUUUCCCUUAGAACGUUCGGCAAUGUUAUCAAGAUGUCCGUUACAUAUUUAAAUCUUCUCCGAAAAAUUGACUGAAUUAGUCGUGAAAGCACAGA
Molecule: messenger RNA, 713 nt
Organism: Linepithema humile (Argentine ant)
Lineage: Eukaryota; Metazoa; Arthropoda; Insecta; Hymenoptera; Formicidae
Source: RefSeq, a predicted model, not a curated record